Mesorhabditis spiculigera is the source of this 783-nucleotide messenger RNA. The record is from the annotation of a GenBank genome assembly. Lineage: Eukaryota; Metazoa; Nematoda; Chromadorea; Rhabditida; Rhabditidae.
AUGCUGGCGCUCUCGUUUUUUGCCAAUUCCUUUGCCCAAUCGCUGAGUCUAUUGGGAGUCCAUUGCCUCUAUCGGUAUACGGUAAUUACGGGACGUCUCACCUAUUUUUUCACAACCACAAAAGGCAUACUAUGCGUAGUGGUCACCCAUUUUACGGCGUCGAUGUUCUACGUGGUAUUCUGUGUUUGCGGGAUGCAGCCAACCAAAUCUCGCACCGACUUCAGCCGGGCCGACAUGAAGAAGUACCUCAACGUAACACUCGACGAGUCCGUAUUCUACUUUGCGCCGAACUAUUUGGUGCCUGACGAGGCAGGCCGUGAAGUAAUCAACUGGGUAGAUCUGAUCAGCUCGACGAUGUGCCUUGUGCUCUGUGGCUCGAUCUAUUCCCUAAUCUGCUAUACCGGGGUAAAAUUGUAUUUCCAUGUUAAAUCGGCAGUAAUAACCGGGAAGCAGCGCCGCAUUCAGCUGCAACUGCUCUACGUGCUUUUGGCACAAGCGCUUUCCCCCGUCUUCUUCGAGUUUUUCCCAGCGUUUUGUAUCAUCCUGGGCGGCUUUUUCCAUCUGGUCCAGCAAACAAAACCCGGGAUUUAUUUCUCGAUGUUUAUCGCUGGCUACUCGGCCGCCGAUGCGAUUUUGGUGCUGAUAUUGUUUAAGGCCUACCGUGUCCGAGUAGCUGCGAUCGUCCGCAAAAUCUUGCCAUUCUUUGGAAAGUCAGAGAGCACCUAUAAAAUCAACACGACGACAAGCUCGUCCUUAAAAGCAGACUCGCAAAACAUUCCUGCU